AUGCCUUUGAUUCAGAGCUCACAAGAUUACUUGCCUUACAUCGACGCGGUGCCGUCAGAGCAGGAGCUCAAUUCAGCACGCGCUCUCAUCCAAGCCGAACUGCCCCAAGAUCACAAGACGACACUCCACUCUUCGAUACCCGAGCGUACACCCAUCAAAUUCAGCGACCUUGUAAACGCCGAGCACGACCGUCUAGCUUCAGGAGCAGAGAAAGAGGCUGGAAUUGACCUGUCACGAUACGAAGCCCAGGAUGCACCGCCGAUAAACGACAUCGAACAAUGGCGCGCAACCCUUCAACAAGCAUACGCUUCCUCGGAGUACCUAGAAUCGCUCUCCCAAAGGAAGAUCGAGCUGGAGGACAUUGACAAGGCAAGAAGAGACGGUCAGAACGCUCGCAAGGGCGAGUUGGAAGCUUUGGAGCAACAGUGGAAGAUCGGCGUGGGCCAGAUGAUCGAAGUUGAGGUCGCUGCCGAGAAGCUCAGGCUUGAGAUCCUGGAUAAGAAAAGAGCUGGUGCAAGAUGA
Molecule: messenger RNA, 522 nt
Organism: Aureobasidium vineae
Lineage: Eukaryota; Fungi; Ascomycota; Dothideomycetes; Dothideales; Saccotheciaceae
Source: the annotation of a GenBank genome assembly